CAUGGACGAAGCGAUGUCGUAUCCUCCUAUAGAACCCGCCAACUUCGAUCUAAUCGUCAUCGGCACAGGCCUCCCGGAAUCCAUCCUUGCCGCCGCUGCGUCCAGCUCCGGCAAAACCGUCCUCCACCUCGACCCCAACCCUUACUACGGCAGCCACUUCGCCUCUCUACAUCUCCACGACUUCACCGAAUUCCUCCAGACCCACUCCCUACCCUCCGCUCCCGAAACCCAACCCAGCUCCUCCGGCGAAUUCAACGUUCUUCCCCUCACCACUAGCCCUGUCUACUCCUCCAUCGAAACUAGCGUGUUUUCCCCCGAAAUUCUCCAGCAGUCAAACCAAUUCAACCUCGAUUUAGCAGGGCCUAGGGUCUUGUUCUGUGCCGAUAAGAUGAUCGACUUGAUUUUGAAAACGGAGAUUAAUCACUGCAUGGAGUUCAAGAGUGUAGAUGCUAGCUUUAUUUGUGAGGGUGAGGAGGGGAAUUUGCGGAAUGUACCAGAUUCGCGAAGUGCCAUAUUCAAGGAUAAGAGCUUGAGCUUUACAGAGAAGAAUCAGUUGAUGAGGUUCUUCAAGCUUGUUCAGGAUCAUUUUGGUGAUGGGAGUGACGAGGAAAGCAAGAAAAUUUCUGAGGAAGAUUUAAAGAGUCCAUUUGUGGAGUUUUUGAGCCGGAAGAUUGGGUUGUCGCAGAAGCUAAAAUCGAUUAUUUUGUAUGCAAUUUCGAUGGCACAUUAUGAACAAGACAACUUGGAAGUCUGCAAGGACGUCCUCGAGACGAAAGACGGAAUCGAUCUUUUAAUACUCUAUCAUAAAUCUGGAGGCAGGUUUCCUAAUGCACCUGGUGCCAUGAUAUAUCCACUCUACGGGCAAGGAGAACUUCUACAAGCAUUUUGCCGUCGUGCUGCCGUUAAAGGUUCUAUCCAUGUCCUGCGAAUGCCUGUGGUUGGUCUACUAGCAGAUAAGGAAGUUGGGAAUUAUAAGGGUGUUAAGUUGCUUUCUGGUCAAGAAUUAUUCAGCCAUAAGCUGAUCCUUGAUCCCUCAUUCAUUCUUCCAUCAGGUUUCGCUCCUUCUUACUUGUAUCCUGAGCCAGAUGGUGGCCAUGAUUUUGGCCUGCUAGAUGAAAAAGUAAAGGUGGUUAGGGGAAUAUGCAUCACAAAAAGUUCCCUAAAACUGGAUGUUGCAAAUUGUCUGGUGUUCUUUCCCCCUCGAUCUUUGUUUGCAGAGCAGAUGACAUCCGUCCGAGUUUUCCAAUUGAGUAGCAAUGUUGCUGCUUGUCCCUCUGGCAUGUUUGUUGUUUACCUAUCGACUCUAUGCGAAGAUGUUGGACAAGGGAAGAAGAUAGUAAAUGAAGCAAUGAAUGCUUUGUUUUCAAUUCCUAUUUCUGGGAAACCCGAGGAAAACUCUACUGAUUCUCAUGGUGAAAAUACAGUGUUAGGAUUGAAACCCAGUUUACUGUGGAGUACAGUUUAUAUACAGGAGCUCACAAUGGGUGCAUUUGGUUGUGUGAGUUCAACCUUUAUGCCUGAUGGGAAUCUACAAUACAACAACCUUCUAGAUGCUACGACUAAGCUUUUUCACAAGAUGUAUCCCAACGAAGAAUUUUUUCCAGAGGCGACCUCAUCCAUUGAGGUUGCAGAAGAUGGCGCGUUUGAGCAAUUAGACUCCUAGGUGUUUUGAUCUUUUUCUAGCGAGAAUGAGGAUCCUGAGAAAACAAAAACCAAAGAUCUUCCCUCCCUAGUUUACCCGGGGUAAUUUUUGAUGCUCGUCUCCGGAGGAUAAGCACCAUAAUGUUGUAAUUUUUGCUCCGUUUUGUUCUUUUACUUAUCGAAAUUUUGUCCUUUCCCGCUUAGUUGGAGCUGGGAGAUGAUAAAAGUCCCCCUGAUGUACAUCUUGUAUGGCAUCGUAUUUGAAUCACCUGAGUUGUGGAGUUAUAUCUAUACUUGUACUAUUGGACGGUUUCAUCUUUAAUGCCAAUGAUUUUGUUUUCCUUUUUC
Molecule: messenger RNA, 1989 nt
Organism: Coffea eugenioides
Lineage: Eukaryota; Viridiplantae; Streptophyta; Magnoliopsida; Gentianales; Rubiaceae
Product: rab escort protein 1-like
Exons: 9
Coding region: 2-1663 (553 amino acids)
Biological process (GO): intracellular protein transport; vesicle-mediated transport; small GTPase-mediated signal transduction
Cellular component (GO): nucleus; cytoplasm; Rab-protein geranylgeranyltransferase complex
Molecular function (GO): GDP-dissociation inhibitor activity
Source: RefSeq, a predicted model, not a curated record